AUGAACCGCCGCAUCAGCCAAAUCUCCAUCCAGUCGCCCUCUAUUACCCGCCGCAGCAGCUAUGCCACCUCCGUCUCCUCCGCAACCAGACAGCAACCACCCCCGAACCCAUUGAACCGCCGUCCCUCCGCCCUCUCCACCGCCGAAGCUGGCAAUGCCACGCCUCCCAUAAACCCCGCCGACCAGAUAGUCGCAGAGGAGAUUGCUGAGAUCAAGCGGUAUGAGGACUUCACCACAAUCGACUGGGUCCAAGAUGCAGCGCGCGAACAGCAAAGACGUAAAGCGCGGCGGCAGGAACGGGCGGGGUUCUUUGAUGCAGAGGGAAGGCUAGGGUGGAGGAGGAAGCUUUGGGAGGCGUAUGAUGCUGGGCAGGGGUGGAUUGUGGUCAGCUUGAUUGGAGCGGCGAUUGGGUUGAAUGCUGCGUUUCUGAACAUCGUGACGGAGUGGUUGAGUGAUAUCAAGCUGGGAUACUGCACGACGGCGUUCUAUCUGAAUGAGAGCUUCUGCUGCUGGGGCGCCGAGGAUGGCUGUGAGGAGUGGCAUGAGUGGAGUGGAUUCGGUCCAGUGAACUACUUCCUCUAUAUCGUCUUCAGCACGAUGUUUGCAUUUACCAGUGCGAGGCUGGUCAAGAGCUUUGCACCGUAUGCGGCGGGCAGUGGAAUCAGCGAGAUCAAGUGCAUUAUUGCGGGAUUCGUUAUGAAGGGCUUCCUGGGAUUCUGGACGCUUCUGAUCAAGAGCAUUGGGUUGCCGUUGGCUAUUGCAUCUGGACUGAGCGUGGGAAAGGAAGGACCAAGCGUGCACUAUGCAGUGUGUACUGGCAAUGUCAUCAGUCGAUUAUUCCACAAAUACCGGCGAAAUGCAGCAAAAACAAGAGAGAUUCUAUCAGCAUGUGCUGCUGCUGGCGUGGCAGUUGCUUUUGGGUCACCUAUUGGAGGCGUGCUGUUCAGUCUUGAAGAGAUGAGCAACUACUUUCCCCUCAAGACGAUGUGGAGAUCCUACUUCUGCGCUCUGGUGGCCACCGCUGUUCUCGCUGGAAUGAAUCCUUUCCGCACCGGCCAACUGGUCAUGUUUACCGUACGCUACGAUCGCAGCUGGCACUUCUUCGAGAUCCCCUUCUACAUCCUCAUCGGCACUUUUGGUGGUCUGUACGGUGCAUUCGUCAUGAAGUGGAACCUCCGGUACAAUGCGUUUCGAAAGCGAUUCCUCACGAAAUAUGCGAUCCUGGAGGCCACUCUACUCGCGCUCGGGACUGCGAUUGUGUGCUAUCCUAAUAUGUUCCUUCGUAUCGACAUGACCGAGAGCAUGGAGAUCUUGUUCUUGGAAUGCGAAGGCGGACACGACUACGACGAGCUCUGUGAUGUUCAGAACCGCUGGCAUAUGGUCCUCUCACUUGCCCUGGCGACCGUCCUUCGAAUCUUUCUCGUCAUCAUAUCAUACGGCUGCAAGGUCCCGGCUGGCAUUUUCGUCCCAUCAAUGGCCAUCGGUGCAUCUUUCGGCCGCAUGGUCGGUAUUCUGGUCCAGGCAUUGCAUGAGUCUUUCCCCAACGCUGCUUAUUUCUCUGCUUGCGAGCCCGACGUACCCUGCAUCACGCCUGGAACCUACGCUUUCCUGGGUGCUGGAGCUGCCUUGUCUGGAAUCAUGCACCUUACUGUCUCCGUUGUGGUUAUCAUGUUCGAACUGACUGGCGCUCUAACAUACAUUCUGCCCACCAUGAUCGUCGUGGGUGUGACGAAAGGCGUCUCUGAAAUGUUCGGCAAGGGCGGUAUCGCAGACCGCAUGAUCUGGUUCAACGGUUUUCCCUUUCUCGACAAUAAAGAAGAGCAUACAUUCGGCGUGCCUGUAUCACAGACGAUGACAACGGAUCCGACUGUGCUUCCUGCCUCUGGCCUCACCAUCUCCCAAGUAGAGCGCGCGCUCGUCUCGACCAAAUACCAAGGUUUCCCAAUCGUCGAAGACAUGGAGACGAGGAUACUGAUUGGCUACAUUGGUCGGACGGAAUUUCGAUAUGCGAUCGAUCGCGCAAGACGAGAGUCGCCUGUAUCACCCAACGCCAGAUGCUUUUUCUCCCCACAAGAAGGACCUCGAACUGCUGCUACACCAUCAGCAGCCGCUCCAGCCGUUUCCUUCGACGACAUGGAUGCCACCGCAGGAGCGAUGAGUGUAGACUUCUCUAAAUUCGUCGAUCCAACACCACUAGCCGUCCACCCUCGACUUCCCCUCGAGACCGUAAUGGAGCUCUUCAAAAAGCUCGGUCCACGAGUCAUUCUAGUGGAGCACCGAGGGCGCUUGAUGGGCCUCGUCACAGUCAAAGAUUGCCUCAAAUAUCAAUUCAGUGUCGAAGCGCACGAGAACCCACGAGAUGAGGAAGGGCAAAAGGCUGGACAGGAGAGACUGUGGGAAGUGCUCAAGCGCGCUGGCAGCUGGGUCGGAUCAAGAGUUGGGAGGGUCAGUGGUGGGAGGUUGAGACUUGGCGAUGGGCAUUCGCAGUUGAGCACGCCGCCGAGCAGUGCUGGGUUGGAUCCGAGUUCGACGGGCUUGGAUGAGGAGGGGCGAGGACCUGCUGCUGGGGGUGUGGAGUUGAGGGAUCGGAGGGAGAUGGUCUCGUAG
Zasmidium cellare ATCC 36951 is the source of this 2607-nucleotide messenger RNA. RefSeq lists its product as uncharacterized. The coding region runs from base 1 to 2607 and encodes 868 amino acids. The record is from RefSeq and is a predicted model, not a curated record. Gene Ontology annotation, biological process: chloride transport; transmembrane transport; intracellular iron ion homeostasis. Lineage: Eukaryota; Fungi; Ascomycota; Dothideomycetes; Mycosphaerellales; Mycosphaerellaceae. Gene Ontology annotation, molecular function: voltage-gated chloride channel activity. The transcript has a single exon. Gene Ontology annotation, cellular component: endoplasmic reticulum; Golgi apparatus; membrane.